Girardinichthys multiradiatus is the source of this 4498-nucleotide messenger RNA. RefSeq names its product Sin3A-associated protein a (gene sap130a). Lineage: Eukaryota; Metazoa; Chordata; Actinopteri; Cyprinodontiformes; Goodeidae. Gene Ontology annotation, cellular component: Sin3-type complex. The coding region runs from base 156 to 3329 and encodes 1057 amino acids. The record is from RefSeq and is a predicted model, not a curated record. The transcript is spliced from 21 exons. Gene Ontology annotation, biological process: negative regulation of transcription by RNA polymerase II.
GUGUUCUCUGAUUGGUGGAAGGAGCGAAAUUGUUUCUGUGAGUUCUUCCGGCUUUACAUGUUAGGGGGAAAAAAAGAAAAGACGAAUGGAAAAAUUGUAAUCCGCAAAACGACUAUUGCCUAGUUCUUCAGCGGUUACGGUCACAAGUAGGUCGGAUGAGCUCUCAACAAUUCUCCCGACACGGGCUGCCUGCGGUUAGCGGGGGUGCCGCUCAGAUCCCUGCCGCUGCAAACCUGGUGCCUGUCAACCAGCCAUCCAACCCUCCAGUGUUUACAGUAUCUGUUGGUGAUGGAGAUGGCCACCGGGAAAGUGACCACGGUCAGCAGGACCAUCAGCCAAUCGCGGGAGGGGCAACCUUAGCUUUCAGAGAUGACAAGCAGGAGACCAUGGUGGUUCGACCCUACCCGCAGGUCCAGGUGCACGGGCAGCCACAAGCUGCUCCCCAGACCGUUUCCAUUCAGCCUGGAACACCUGUGACCUUACCUGCACCUGCUGUCCACCUCCCACAGGGCCAGCCUGCGGUCCUCAAUGAUGGCCAAAUGAAGGCUGUCCUUAAGCCACCCAUUCCAAGUCGUCUGAUUGCCCCAGCACCAGCCUCCAACCAGGCUCAUAUACCCAAGGUGGCAAGUCACAUUACUGUCACCAUAGAGAGCACUAUGCCCACCACCCCAUCUAUCCCUGUGGCAACCAUCAGUGGUCAGCAGGGCCACUCCAGCAACCUGCACCACCUAAUGCCGGCUAACAUUCACAUUAUAAGGGGUCCCACUGUUCCUCCUCAGCCCUUCACAUCCCAUUUACCACGAGGGGCCGCAGCAGCAGCUGUCAUGUCCAGCUCCAAAACAGUCCUGCGGCCCGCCACUGGAGCAAGCGCAGGCCCUGGCCAGCCCACAGUGCAGCACAUCAUCCACCAAACUAUCCAGUCCCGCCCCGCUGUAACAACAUCCACAGCUGUUCUUCCAACUGUGGUGGCACCUAUUUCAGCAACUAGAACUCAGUCUCCAGUUAUCAGUCCGACAGUCACUCACUCUGAAGUGACACAUGGGCGUCCAGCGCUGACGAUCCACCCCCCUCCUGCUACCGUCAGUAUUCAGAGGCCUCAGACGUCACGAGACUCGGCCACACGGAUCACUCUGCCCUCACACCCAGCGAUUGGAGCUCAAAAAGCCCAGCCGCCCCACACCAUGGCCCAGAAGCCUAUCUUCAGUACUGUGACUCCUGUCGCUGCUGCCACUGUGGCACCAAUAGUCGCCACAAACACUGUGCCAUCAACGACCACGAUAGGUUCUGUACCUCAUACCCAAAUGACCAGUAGCACUAUUGUCACCAUGACAAUGGCGUCCCACUCUUCUCAUGCUACAGCAGUGACCACGUCCACUAUCCCUGUUGCUAAAGUGGUCCCACAGCCGAUUGCCCACUCUUCAUCCCGCGUCCAGGCUGAAUACCCGGGAGAGAGAGCCAACCUCAUCCCCAUCCCAGGACACAGGUCGUCUCCUAACCCUGUCACCAUGGAAACCAGAAGUGACAACAGGCCUUCUGUACCAGUACAGUUCCAGUAUUUCCUCCCAGCAUAUUCAUCGUCAUACCCACUGACUCACACGUACACCCCCAUCAGCAGCUCUGUGUCCACCAUCCGCCAGUAUCCAGUCACCCCUCAAGCUCCAAGUUCAGCCUUGCCCACUCAGGCUGGAGUGGGCGUGGCCACCACUGUCCACCUGAACCAUAUGCAACUGAUGGCGGUAGAUCGGAUCGGUCUCCCAUCUGCACAGAUCAGUACCCAGGGGAUCCAGCCGUCACCGAUUGCUGCUCAGGGCAUACAGCCUGCACAGAUAGGAGUCCAAGGCCUGCACACGUCCGCAUCAAUCACUACACAAGGAGUACAGCCGGCACCUAUAGUCACUCAGCAACAGCCGCAGCCACAGCAGCAACAACAGCCGCAGUCCGAAGCAAAGCCAGGAGUUGUUUUGGCUGACGGCUUCGUAGCGAGCCCCAUCAGCACCACGUUUGGCACCACCCAGCCAGUAGCUACCAUGGUGCAAGCCCACCCACAGGGAGGAGGAGUAGGAGGAGCUCCCACCUCGGGUCCCUCCCCCCGUCCCAGCAUCCUGCGAAAGAAACCUGCGAAUGACGGAUCUGUUCGUAAGAACCUGAUACCUCCCCAGUCCAGUGAACACAGCAGUGGCAGACUUGAUAGUGGUGUGAGAGGAGCAGGAUCUCCCCGGCCUGCAGGAGCAAAACCCAAGGCUGAGGUCCACAUGGCCGUUGCUCCUCCAGUCAUGGCUACAGUAGAAGCUUUGCCUGCUCAAGGAGGGGAGCAGCAGGCGUCUAACCCCCAGCACCUGACCCAGGCCAUACCCACCAUGCUCGCCACACCCGGGCCUGUGCCUCCCUCCCAACCCUCCUCUGUUCUCUCCCUGCCAGCGGCCAUGGCGGUGACACCCCCUGUUCCUGCUUCGAUGGCCAACACCGUGGCCUCCCCCACGCAACCUGCAGCCAGUAGCACUGCAACAUGUGCCGCUAGCUCCACCUGCUCAGAUGUUAAAAUCAAGCAGGAGGUAGAAACGAUGGACACCUCACAGUCAGAUCCCAAUGUGAAUUUGUCCUCAGCACCAGCCAUCCCUACCCAGGCUAACACAUUGAACCCUCCUGGUACAGGAGAUCUGGUCCAUGGGGCCUCCCCAAGGAAGAAACCUCGCAAACAGCAGCAUGUUAUCUCCACUGAGGAGAGUGAGAUGGUGGAAACCAACAGUACAGAUGAAGAGAAGGCCCCAGGAAGGCUCAUCACUGGCAGGGCUGAGAGACGUGAAUCUCCUCCAAGGGAAUAUGUUGAUGAAGAAGGAGUUCGAUAUGUGCCAGUCAGGCCUCGUCCACCUAUCACUCUGCUGCGGCACUACCGUAACCCCUGGAAAGCUGCGUACCAUCACUUUCAGAGGUACAGCGACAUCCGGGUCAAAGAGGAGAAGAAGUGCACCUUACAGGAUAUGGCCAAUCAGAGAGGAGUGGCAUGCAGGGCACAAGGAUGGAAAAUUCACCUUUGUGCUGCACAGCUUAGACAGUUGUCAAAUUUGGAGCACGAUGUGUACAGCCGUCUCUCCAGCCUCCAAGAGGGCCUUAUUCCAAAGAAGAGAGCAGGCUCUGACGAUGACCUGCACCGAAUCAAUGAGCUCAUACAGGGCAACAUGCAGCGCUGUAAGCUGGUGAUGGACCAAGUGACCGAGGCCAGGGACACCAUGAUGAAAGUGCUCGACCACAAGGAGAAAGUGCUGAAGCUGCUCAACAAGAACGGCACCUUGAAGAAGUCCUCCAAACUGAAGCGCAAAGAACGAGCAUGAGGGCGAGUUGCUUGUCCCGCGACGGCCCCCGCUGCCCCGUUUCUGAGAGGGGCGACGGAGCUGCUCUAAAAUCUGGUGCUAUGAUUUGCUGCAUACAAUCGCACGCGCCCUUCCUAACUGCCUGUGAUCGGACACAGAGAAGCCACCGGGAGGCUUCAGCAAUCGGAGAAGCUGAUCCGGACAGCGGUCUCUUGAAGACACAGUAAACAUACAGAGUGUGAAGCAUUCUAGGCUGUAUUAGUGUGGACAAAAAAAAAACUCAACAGGUUUUCUUUAAAGACUCUUGAGGCUUUUUUUAAUUAUAGUUUCUGCCUCUUUUCUUAGGACAGUUGAAGGACAGUUUUCUGUGUAUCUGUGAUAAUUGGCAUGCAGAUGCAGUGAAUCUGACUGUCAGAACAUUUUGAGUUCAUCUCCUCAGAGGUCCUGAUUUUAUUUUAGCCAACAGUUUAUUCAGACUAAUCUCAGCUGUGGUCAGACUGUGCCUUCAUUUUGUUAGUGUAGAAGAAAUGGAUGCAGAAAUGUAGAAGCUGUACCACAUUUCAAACCACUCAGCUUUUUCUUUAUGGCAACUGUUUUUGUUUUUUUUAAAUAUAUAUUUUUAUUUCCUGGAAUGGUUACACCUUUACCCCCUAUUCAGCCCUAUGUUUAGUUGUAAUCUACAAAUCAAAAUCACAACACUUGUGUGUGCGGGUUAAAAACCUUAAUGUGGCAUGUUAAAUGAAUUUAUUAUAGUAAACAACUAUCUUUUUAAAGAAUACCUUAUAUCCUUAGUUUUGAAAGUGAGAAUGCCAAGACUUAGAACUGCCAUCUUCAAUCCACUUCAAGAUGAAGAGAUGUUACACCAGUUAGAGGUGGCUUUGAUUUGGUUUGAGAGACGAUGCAGUGUUUAGAAAAAAAGAAUAAGAAAAGAGACUAACUCGCCUUGAGUGAUCACAGUGGCAGACUGACUUCAUGUAAAUCACUGUAAAUGUGCUUGUGGUUUUUCAUUGACCCGGUUCUUUUCAAGUUUUUUUACUCGAUGAAACAGUUUGUGUUGUGAAUGUUGUGCUGCUUCAUUGCUGCACAGUGUAACCAUUGUGAAGUUGCAGAAUGAAGUAGGGCUGAAAAUAUCUAGUCAUUGUACAUUGUUUUUGUCUGUGUAAUUAUAGUAAAGAAUACUCGAAGCUACA